This is a messenger RNA of Colletotrichum phormii, 631 nucleotides long. RefSeq lists its product as uncharacterized. Lineage: Eukaryota; Fungi; Ascomycota; Sordariomycetes; Glomerellales; Glomerellaceae. Bases 104 to 511 code for a protein of 135 amino acids. The transcript has a single exon. The record is from RefSeq and is a predicted model, not a curated record.
CAGCAUCAACCGGGACACGAUCCCUCUCCCUCAGCCACGUCUCCGCCAUCACGAGGACGAUGCCCUCCUUGAGGAUUACCCGUGGAUCGACACCCCAAUAAAGAUGGACUAUGGCUACAACGUGAAGUAUGUGACACCACCCCCGGACCUCCACAGCCAGGCGAAGCUUAUCUCUUACUCACCGCCUCAUAGGCUCGGCGAGAAUGUCUAUGUCAACUCCAACAGCACAUGGAUAGACACCUGCCUCAUCACCGUGGGCGACCGCACCCUCAUCGGUCCAAAUUGCUCAUGUAAGUCCCUUCUCUUCUGCCACACUUGGCCCAGCCGGCGACCCGCGAAACCCCCUAAGCUGACCUCUCAAAAGUCUACAGCGGCACACAUCCGCUGGAACCCCGUCUCCGCAACGGCACCCGCGGGCCAGAAUCGGGUAAGCCAAUCACCAUCGGUGAGGACUGCUGGCUCGGCGGCAACGUCAUCGUGCUGCCCGGGAUCACCAUCGGCAAGGGCGUGACUGUCGGCGCGGGGAGCGUCGUGACCAAGGACGUUCCGGAUUUCGUGUGCGUGGCGGGCAACCCGGCGCGGGUAAUCAAGACUGUCGAGCAGUCGCAGCCGACGACAACAAAGCCGUCGG